Messenger RNA from Diaporthe batatas, 450 nucleotides. RefSeq lists its product as uncharacterized. Lineage: Eukaryota; Fungi; Ascomycota; Sordariomycetes; Diaporthales; Diaporthaceae. Bases 1 to 450 code for a protein of 149 amino acids. The transcript is spliced from 2 exons. The record is from RefSeq and is a predicted model, not a curated record.
AUGACCUUUGAGACCGAUCAAGCAAUUAUGAUCUCUGCUUGGCCCUGUGUCGGCAAGACUUAUUUCACCGAACAAAAUAGCUCAUCUGGGACGGAGAAAUAUGUCGAGGAUAUCGAGGCCAACGCCAGAGGUUCGCCAAAUUCAAUCAUCCUGGUCAGCUCGCACGCCAUGGUGCGCGAGCUGCUGAGGGGGAGAGGUCUGAAGUACGUGGCUGUUUCUGUUCACGAACUUGAGGACUGGAAAACCCGACAGUUAAAGAGGCUUAAUGAUGACCUUGAGCACAAAAUUUCUCAUCAGUAUUUGCUUAAAAAGGGGAUAGCAGAGUGGGGCACCUGGAAGGUGAGAAAGAGUGGCGAGAAGGGGGCCAAGAUCAUCCUUCAUUAUGGAGAGUAUCUGGCAGAUAUCGGCGUUGAAGAGAUCCACAAGCUGUGGAAAGAACAAUGGCAGUAG